Effrenium voratum is the source of this 771-nucleotide messenger RNA. The record is from the annotation of a GenBank genome assembly. Lineage: Eukaryota; Dinophyceae; Suessiales; Symbiodiniaceae.
AUGCCGCUAGCAAAGGUAUCUCCUACACAGCUUGAAGAUGUUUCGCCUUCGACAACCUGCCCCCCUUCCAGUUCCCCGGGCGAAGAAGAAGCGCCAAAGGUUCUUGACUCCAGAACUCUGGACCGUGCUGAGAUCAAAAAGAUUCAGCGCAUCGUCACACCGAAGCCUAUCACAGGCAAACUGGAAGUGCCCCAGAAAAUCUUCGACAUGUGGCAAGAUGUUGGCCGGGGGCGCGACACAGUCUUGAAGAUGUGGGCCAAGAGCGGGGGCGUGAAGGCUGUUUUUCUCGAGACUAUCGAGAUCCACAGCGAGUCCACUCGGUCAAAAUCUUUGAAGAUCCGGGGUGGAUUCUACUCCAAGGAAGAUAUGAAGCAAGAGUUGGGAUACUCGUCGCAGCGGGUGGAGAAGAUUUGCCAGCACGCUACGGCUAGUGGCUUGACUCGGACUUGCGAGUACGAUGACGAAGAGACCGAAUAUUGGGUGAACGUUCGAACGGAGGGGGAGUUGACAUCCACAGAUCUCGAAAAGCUUUCGCGUAAGCGGUCUUGGCAAGGGGAGGGGGAAGGCGACGUGGACAUCCCGGCCUCGGUCUGCGUCUCUGGCUUCAGCGCGCAGGAUGUGGGCCUGCAGCCAGGGUCUGCUGCGAAGUCCGAGGGUGAACCCGGCCACCUUAAUCUUGAGGGGGAACACCACAAGCCUGUGACUUGGCUUCGAACAAGUUUUACUGUGCGGAACAUGUUUGGGUGUUUGCCCCUUUUCAUGCGAUCCUGA